Saccharomycodes ludwigii is the source of this 3144-nucleotide messenger RNA. RefSeq names its product DNA helicase (gene HFM1). Gene Ontology annotation, molecular function: nucleic acid binding; ATP binding. Lineage: Eukaryota; Fungi; Ascomycota; Saccharomycetes; Saccharomycodales; Saccharomycodaceae. The coding region runs from base 1 to 3144 and encodes 1047 amino acids. The record is from RefSeq and is a predicted model, not a curated record. The transcript has a single exon.
AUGCAAUCCGAAGCAUUCCCUUAUAUAUAUGACUCAAUUCAAAACUGUGUUAUUAGUUCUCCUACAGGUUCUGGUAAAACAGUCUUGUUUGAGUUGGCCAUACUAGGGUUACUUAAAAAUUUAGUACCCAAUGAAUAUAAAAGUGUUAAAAUCUUAUAUAUUGCACCAACAAAGUCGCUAUGCACUGAAAAAUAUCAAUCGUGGAAACAAAAGUUUUCAAAUUUUUUGAGUGUAGGUAUACUUACCAGUGAUACUUCAAUUUUGGAAGUGGAUGAAGUCAGAAAGUCAAAUAUUAUCAUAACCACCCCGGAAAAAUGGGAUUUGUUAACAAGGAAAUGGGAUGACUACGUAAAACUCUUUGAUUUGGUAAAACUAAUGAUGGUGGAUGAAAUCCACAUGAUAAAGGAAAAUAGAGGUGCAACCUUAGAAAUUGUUCUAACGAGAAUGAACACACUUUGUAGUAGCAUUAGAAUUGUUGCAGUAAGUGCUACAAUUCCCAAUGUUGUUGAUAUUUCUGAGUGGUUGAAGACGGGCGGCGCUCAAGGCAAACCUGCAAAAAUAUUGUCCUUUGAUGACUCAUAUAGACAGGUUGAAAUCUCAAAACACAUUUUGACUUACAGUAGCUCUUCAAAUAAUGAUUUUUUGUUAGAUGCAUUUUAUUCCACCAAGGUACCCAGCAUUAUAGCAAAAUACAGUAAAGGUAAAGCAGCAUUAAUAUUUUGCCCCACAAGAAAUUCCUGUGUAAAAACUGCGAAAAAAAUAGCCGACGGAUUACAUCCUCGAUUACCACUAGGUGACUAUAAUAUACAAAAUGCUCAACUAAAAGAAUUCUUGUCACGUGGGGUUGCAUUUCAUCAUGCUGGGUUAUCCUUUGAUGAUCGCCAGAUUAUUGAAAAAUUAUUUAUUGGAGGUCAAGUGAAUGUAUUGUGUUCUACAUCUACUUUGGCGGUGGGUAUUAAUCUUCCAGCCUAUUUGGUUGUUAUUAAAGGAACUAGAUAUUGGUCGUCAACUGGGUCUAAAGAAUAUUCCAAAAUAGAUAUUAUUCAGAUGAUUGGACGAGCUGGGCGGCCUCAGUUUGAAAAGGAGGGAUGUGCUAUUAUUAUAACAGAACCAAAAUUUAAAGCUAAAUAUGAAAAUUUAAUCAAUGGAACAACACCGUUGGAGAGUAGUUUACAUUUAAAUCUAGUGGAGCAUUUAACUGCAGAAGUAACUUUGCAGACAGUUUAUUCAGUGGAAACUGCUAUUACUUGGUUGAAAAACACUUUUUUUUAUGUUAGACUUACCAAGAAUGUAACUCAUUAUCUGGAUAUUUUCAAAAAGGUUGAUAAUAUAUCCAACAUAGAGGCAAACCUAGUGGGGUUUCUAAAUUAUUUAAUUAAAGAAUUAUUGGAUUGGGGCGUUAUUGCUUACGUCGAGGAUCGACUUGUUUCGACAGAUUAUGGUAUUGCUUUAUCUAGACAUUACAUUUUGUUUGAGACUCUAAAAUUAUUUAUUAAAGCGGAAGGCGACUUUUCAGUCGAGAGCAUUCUUAAUUUAUUGUGCAAGUCAGCAGAGUUUAACGAGGCUAGGCUUAAGCACAAUGAGAGAAGGUUUUACAAAACCAUAAAUUGUUUAGCAACCCUAAGGUUCCCCUUUAAAGAUAAACAGGAAAAGCAUACAAAUAUUAGCUCUACAUUCCAGAAGAUUUCGUUGAUUUUUCAAAUUGAACUCGGUGGAAUCGAUUUAAGUAAAAUCGAAUUAUUUAAAAAGCUACAAAGUGCAUUUUUCCAAGACAAGAUGUCGGCUUUUAAGAAUUCACAUAGGAUAUUAAAAUGUAUGAUUGAUUGUUUUAUCUUCCAAAGAAACGGAACGGCUUUAAAAAAUACUUUAUUCUUACUUAGAUGUGUAAAUGGUAAAUGUUGGGAGGACACUUCAAUGGUUUUAAAACAAUUCAGCAACAUAGGAAUUGCUUCCGUGAAUAAAUUGAUCAAACACAAUGUCAAAAACAUAGACGCUUUAAAAAAAACUACUUUUAAUCAGUUGGAAUAUUUUUUAGGGUUACGGACAGGAAUGGGUUUGAAAUUAAAAAAAGAGGUGGAUUCAAUUCCUGAAUUGAAGAUAUCCAGUGAAUCUUCCAGUUCGAUCACCAAAAGGGGGGAGAAAAUAAAGAUGACUAUUACUUCCGAGAUUUCUGCAGAUUCUAGUGUUAUUUCAUGGCAUGGUCAAACAUUGUAUGCCGAUAUAUUGUCCUUAAAGAGAUCUGGAGAAUUAAUAGAUUUCAGAAGGAUCCAAUUAUCAAAGUUGAAAUAUCCAAAAGUUUUUUCAAUAGCUACUGAAAUUGACUCUGUAAAUGAACAGAUAGAGGUGCUAGUUAGUUGCGAGUGUAUAGCAGGAGUCACAAAGGAGGUUAUUUUAUCGUGUGAUGAAGUAUUACCAGGCUCCCACAGAAAAUUACUUAAAGAAGAUUCGAAAGAGAUUAAAAAAAAUGACAAUGAUAUCACGGUAUUGUUGGCAAACUACCAAAAAACACAAAAAGAGUCAAAUCCAGAAAAUAUAGUCAAUAAUAAUAGGAAGGUUCUACCAAAUGGAAAUUAUGAGUGUCAGCAUUCAUGCAAAGACAAGGCAGCGUGUAGACACUUAUGUUGUAAGGAGGGUGUGGUAGUUUCCACCGUGAAAAGUGCCUCUACAACAGACGGUGUAGUAGUUUCCACUGUGAAAAGUGCCUCUACAACAGACGGUGUUGAAGGAGUUUUAGAUAGAAAACAAAAAUUAUCCGAUCAAAUAAAAGAAAUUACUGAUGGAAAUCAUAGCGACCCGUUAACAAUAUCAUCAUCAUCAUCCAGUUCAUCAUCAUCUCUUUUAUCAUUGUAUUUCCAGAAGGACAAAGAUGUUGCUCAAAAUUACAAAAUUACUAUAUACGAACAGCACAACCCCCAAAAAGUUUUAAAACCAGAGGAGAUUGAGUUUUUGUCUUCUUCAUCGUCUUCAUUGAAUACCAAUGAAGUUGCUGUGAAGGAUAAUAAAGGGGUUGAUGUUUUAACAAAUGCAGACACUGCAUGUAGGGAUGAAGCAGUUUUAGACCCAUUGGAAAAGUCAGAUUCUACUUCUGAUAACGAAUCUGGUUCUAUCAUGAGUUGUUUUGGAUCGGAAAUAGAAUGGACUUAG